CAACAUCUCAGCCUCUUGUGAUAUGUAUUCCAUUCUCACCAGAAAACCCUAGCCCCUACUGUACUCGAUCUGUUUCGUUGCUAGGUUGCCAAUUCCAUCUCCACAACCAUGGCGGAUGUUGAAGCCGAUGUGACGGCAGGACAGCCAAAGAAGAGGACGUUCAAGAAGUUCAGUUACAGAGGGGUUGAUCUCGAUGCUUUGCUUGACAUGUCCACUGACGAGCUCGUAAAGCUCUUUAAUGCUCGUCCUCGCAGAAGGUUCCAGAGAGGUUUGAAGAGGAAGCCAAUGGCGUUGAUCAAGAAGCUACGCAAGGCGAAACGUGAGGCGCCACCAGGGGAGAAGCCAGAGCCUGUCAAGACUCAUCUGAGGAACAUGAUUAUUGUUCCUGAGAUGAUUGGAAGUGUCAUUGGAAUCUACAAUGGAAAGACGUUCAAUCAGAUUGAGGUCAAGCCUGAGAUGAUUGGUCACUAUCUGGCUGAGUUCUCAAUCUCAUACAAGCCUGUCAAGCACGGGAGACCCGGUAUUGGUGCUACUCACUCAUCCAGGUUCAUUCCUCUGAAGUAAUAUGGGAUGUCAGGUUAUUUAGUGCCUUCUUUUAAUAGAAUUUUGAUGAAGGCCACAGAUUAUGAAAGAGUUGAGUUUGAAAUUGCAGUGGUCAGCCGAUAAAUAUCUAUUUUUAGUUGUUUGUUAUGACGUUCGUGUCUUAGACUUUUCUUUUCAAAUGCUCAAUUUAGGAGAGGGCUUGAUGAGUGAUGCUCACAAGCCGUAUAUUCAAGUUCUCUCCUGAUUUCCUAGCACACUCGAGUCUUUUCUUGAGUUCUUAACAGUUGAAUGAAUUAUAGUUUUGUGAGAACCUUUGCACUUUCUUUAUUUGUUUGUGAAUAUCUUGUGUAAUUGUGGUUGA
Molecule: messenger RNA, 904 nt
Organism: Nicotiana attenuata
Lineage: Eukaryota; Viridiplantae; Streptophyta; Magnoliopsida; Solanales; Solanaceae
Product: 40S ribosomal protein S15
Exons: 4
Coding region: 109-564 (151 amino acids)
Biological process (GO): ribosomal small subunit assembly; translation
Cellular component (GO): cytosolic small ribosomal subunit; ribosome
Molecular function (GO): structural constituent of ribosome; RNA binding
Source: RefSeq, a predicted model, not a curated record